Helianthus annuus (common sunflower) is the source of this 2142-nucleotide messenger RNA. RefSeq lists its product as uncharacterized. The record is from RefSeq and is a predicted model, not a curated record. Gene Ontology annotation, molecular function: nucleic acid binding; zinc ion binding. The coding region runs from base 1 to 2142 and encodes 713 amino acids. Gene Ontology annotation, biological process: DNA integration. The transcript is spliced from 5 exons. NCBI's taxonomy places the organism in Eukaryota, Viridiplantae, Streptophyta, Magnoliopsida, Asterales, Asteraceae.
AUGAUUCAAAAAGAGAGUCUUGAAAACGAUAAAGCCACAAGAUUGUUAAAAUCAACAGUUUUUGAUAAACAAGUGGAAAUCAACUUUCAUUUGGACACGAUUGCUUCAUUGAAAAAGGAAUUAGAGUUAACAAAAAUUGAGAAUGAAAGAAUUGAUAAGAAGUUGAUGAGUUAUGUUGCAUCUUCAUAUGUGAUUGAUCAUAUUGUCCCGCAACAACCAGAUGCAACACCUAAGUAUCCAGAUGGGGUGGAAACUGCUUUGAACCUCAAACUAAGAACCAUUGAGAAUGAGUUGCCUGAGAGUAUUGAUGUUACAUUCUCUCCGUCCGACACGGAUAAUGAGUCACAGGUAAUCAAAACCGUUGUUGACCAAGUGUUAGACGAAGAGAGUGAUAACUCGGAGAUUGAGAUUGUCAAAACUCAUUUUGAGAACUCCAAUUCUGAUACUAAAGAAGAUGGUAACUUCUUAGACAGAUUUAUACCAAAAUCAGACAAAGUCGCGAAUGAUUAUUCGAUCAUUGUGGUUUACACAAUGAUUGGAACUGGGAAACUUUAUUCUGAUUUUGAGUAUCCACUUCAAAAUGCCAGAAUUGAGAAUUUUGAAAAAGUGUUUAAAUUGGUCGAGAUUGACAUUUCUGAGAAAGAGUGGGUGGACAAUGGUGGUAAUAACAAGAGAAAUGAAAACAAGUUCAAAAACAAAGGGGUUGGAUUUGAAAAGAAAAUGGAUAAGAAGAAUGUCAAGUCAAAGGAAAAGAUGAGUGAUGUUUUCGUUGUUGGUCCUAGUGUUGAUGCUGAAAAAGAGUAUAUUUUCAGUCAAAAAGCCAUUGAUGAUUUCAAUGCAGCGAAGAAGUUGAGAGAAGAGACAUACAAAACAACUUUUGUCGAAUAUGACAAAAGAAUUUGUUACCGCUGCAAUGAAAUUGGUCACAUGGCCAAGCAAUGCAUGAAAAAGCUUGAGAAACCUGUUUUACAAAAACCCAAAUCUAAAGCUCCGACUGAUGUUAAGGGUAAAAAACCCAUGGUUUCCCCCGUUCGAAUCUUGAAAAGAGUUGAGGCAAAGAAGAUGGAAAGUGUUUUGAACACUGAACCAAAAGUUUUUAAAGAUGAUGUUGAAAAACUUGAAUUUGAACUUGAUAAGCCUCUUGAGGAAUUUCCUCCGAUUAAGAAGGAAGAUUUAAAACCAAAAGUCAAAACUGAUGUUCCGAAUUUCAUUUUUAACAUUCCGAAAGUUAAUGUGACAUGUGAUAUUGUGUUUGGUAGUGUUUCAACUGGGCUUCCAAGAUCGAUAAUCUCGAAGUGGAUAAUGGACAGCGGAGCUUCAAGGCACAUGACCGGAAUGUUAGCAUUGCUCUAUGACGUUAAAUCUAUUAACGGAGGAUAUGUGGGAUUUGCUGGGAAUCAGGGUGGAAGGAUAGUCGGUCAAGGGACUCUAACGAAUGGAGUCAUUACGUUUGAUAAAGUAAACUAUAUAAUCGAACUUGAAAACAAUCUGCUGAGUAUCUCACAGAUUUGUGACAAAUCUUUUACAGUACACUUUACUAAAAAUGAAUAUCUAAUCAUAAAACCUGGUUUUAAAAUUCCUGAGGAGAUGGUGUUGAUGCGAGCUCCCCGAGAAAAUGACUUGUAUGUACUCGAUAUAAGCAUCGCAACAACAACAGAUCAUAAAAAACAGUGUUUUGUGAUAAAAACAAAGGCAACAGAAAAAGAGUCAAUAAUGUGGAAUCGAAAGAUGGGCCACAUUCAUGUUAGAAAAAUGAACUUUCUUGUACACAAUGAUUUAGUUGAAGGUGUGAAUCUUAAAAGUUUUCAUUUAAAUGAUGAUUGUGUAGAGUGCAAGAAAGGAAAGCAGACAAAGAAGUCACACCCGCAGAAGUUGCUGAAUUCAAUCAGAGUACCGCUCGAGAGACUCCAUAUGGAUCUCUUUGGGCCGGUUAAUGUGAAAAGUUUCAAUGGAGACUUGUACUAUCUUGUGGUUACUGAUGACUUCACAAGGUUUUCGUGGGUGGUGUGCAUGGAAAGAAAAGACCAAACUUUUGGGUCGCUGAUGAUCCUAUUCAAGAAGAUGGAAACACUAUAUAAGCUGCCGAUCAGAAGAAUAAGAAGCGAUAAUGGAACGGAGUUCAAAAAUAAUCGAAUGCUCUAG